This is a messenger RNA of Schistosoma curassoni, 1430 nucleotides long. The record is from the annotation of a GenBank genome assembly. NCBI's taxonomy places the organism in Eukaryota, Metazoa, Platyhelminthes, Trematoda, Strigeidida, Schistosomatidae.
AUGUUAGAUUUAUUUCCGUCUUACACAGAUUGCAAAGCCCAGUCAUAUACUUUUAUUACUGGUAUCCGGAUAUCAGAUCAACCAAUAUUGAUUACAGAGCAUGAUUUAAUUCAAUUUAAAUCAGAUCUUGGUCAUUUGGCCAAAGAACGAACACGACUGGAAUCGUUAAUUUCAUCUGAAUUAAUGUUUGCCUUGAGUUAUCCAGAAAGUGAAUUACGUAAAGAGCAUACUGAUGCUUGGAAUUUCUUAUGGACAUCAGGAAUAACUAUUAGUCAUUCCUAUGCUCCUGGAGCUGUCAAUGCAAAAGAUAUCAAUACAACAUUAUAUUACAUUGCAUCAAAUAGUCCAGAUUUAUUAUCAACUCAAUCAUCAAUGAUGAAUAAUUCAACUAUAAAUGAGUAUAAAGUUCGAUAUAAAGAUUAUAAUCAGUGUUUUCGAGGGACGUAUACUUUAGAAACAAAUUCAUUAUGGCAACCUGUUACAUCACUUGCAUCUAUGCAUAAUUUAAUACAGUCAUGGCGUCAUAUAUUAAUUGAUGGUGGAUGUGAGAAAUUACUCCAAUCCGGUGUUUAUGGUGUUCAUCAGGCUGUACUUCGUAGUAUCGGUUCGUUCUAUGUAGGCUAUGAUCAUAUAUCAUUUGAUUAUCCAACAGAUUCAUUGUAUCGUGAUAUUCUAUUCCGUCGAAUUCAUUUAAAUAAACCAGGUGUUUAUGCAAAUUUUGAAAUACGUCUAUUAUCUCGUGAAGGUAGUAUUAGUUCACCACAUUUAAUGGCUGUUGAAUUAUCUGUAUGGCGUUCUCCAAGUCUUACAACAUUAUUAUCUUCAUCAUUAUCUAAUAAUGUAUAUGAAAAUAGUAAUUCCAUUCUUCAAGCUAUAAAUUUCUUUAUUAAAUUAGAGAAUGAUGCAUUAAAUAGUUCACUUUAUGUUUGUCCAGCUGCUUGUUAUUCAACACCAGUUCUAGUCAAGACUACUAGACUCGUCGUGCCAUUUACCGUAAGUAUACCGCCUACAGCACUAAUGUAUCUAGGAACUGAACUCGGAGAGCUCAAGAAGUACAGUCAAACUCUACGUUAUGUUAAAAUAUCUCCCGGUCCAGCACCCAGACAUGAUAUAAUUACAUUGCAUAGACAUGGACAUGCAUUCGGAGGGUUACCAUGGCUUUUUUGGAUUAGUUUGGUUUUACUGAUCGCUAUUUUUCACAUGUUUUUCUGUAAAAUCAUAUACAACGAACUGCGAAAUAAGAACCAGAAGUUUGAACCUCAGAAUUCCUGGAAGUUACCACGAUACGCGUCUGAUUUGAUCUCCUCAACAGGCCUUGAAACUAAAGCCCUUCGAAACACCCAAAUAUCAAGACGAAGAAUAGUUGAUUUAGACACUGUCCCAUGACUGGGUCAUAGUGAAUCUAACUAUUUUUCAUCCAAUUCGCUUUC